This is a messenger RNA of Phlebotomus argentipes, 726 nucleotides long. RefSeq lists its product as uncharacterized. The transcript is spliced from 3 exons. Lineage: Eukaryota; Metazoa; Arthropoda; Insecta; Diptera; Psychodidae. Bases 1 to 726 code for a protein of 241 amino acids. The record is from RefSeq and is a predicted model, not a curated record.
AUGCUGGCCGUUCAGCAGACAUUAAGCCUAGCUGCGCAUAAAAAUGAGAUACCAAAAUACAUUCACGUAUGCAAUAGAAAUCUCGAUCCUGACCAUUUGAAUGAGUGUGUUCGACGAUCAAUUCUCAUGCUAAAGCCCAGACUCAAUCGGGGCAUUCCUCAGCUCUCUCUGCCGUCCUUCAAUCCACUGCGUCUGCCCAAAGUAUCCUUCUCCCAGGAACAAGGCCCGAUCAAUCUCAAUUCCACGUACACAAAUGUCAAAAUCCAUGGUCUGUCUGACUUUGACUUGCAGAGCGUGAAAAUCGACUUGAAGAAGAACUUCUUUCAAUUGAAAAUUGUGUUCCCGGAGCUCUACAUGACUGGCGAUUACAACAUCAAUGGACAUAUGCUCAUGCUUCCACUCCAAGGCAAAGGAGUCAGCUAUGGGAAUUACACUGAUGUUGAAGCGACUGCAUCACUGUUUUGCGAGAGAGUCGCUGGGAAAGGCAUGAAGGAGCAUUUCGUUGUGGAGGAUCUCUCUGUGGAAUUUACAAUCGGCGAUGCAACUUGGACAUUUGACGGAGAUAAUGACCUGUGCGCAGUGAUGAAUAAGUUCAUGAACGACAACUGGAGGAUUGUUAUCGGCGAAAUGCGUCCGGCCAUCCAGAUGGCCAUGGCGAAGAUCAUUAAAAAGAUCACAGGGAAGAUCUUCCAAUUGUACAGCAUCGAUAAACUCUUGCCGCAGUAA